CCUCCAGUCUCUCCGGUCUUAUCAGUAACUCCACAAAAGCCUACUCUAUCAAUUAAUAGUCGCGAUAUCACUGACUCUGUAAAUCUAGAACAGGCACAAAGUGAUACACCCGAGAAAAUUAUUUCUCCCGAACAGAUAGAGAACACAUCUGAUAACGC
This is a messenger RNA of Dentiscutata erythropus, 158 nucleotides long. NCBI's taxonomy places the organism in Eukaryota, Fungi, Glomeromycota, Glomeromycetes, Diversisporales, Gigasporaceae. The record is from the annotation of a GenBank genome assembly.